GGGAGACAGAAAAGCUGUUUCUUUGGAGGAAACCUCUUUAUCUAUGAUUUCUUAUUAACUAAACCUAAAGGACUGCAUCAAAGAUGGAUGACAUUGAUGCCAUGUUCAGUGACAUGCUGCAGGAGAUGGAUCUCCUCUCAGCGAGCCUGGAGGCUGAAGUUACAGAACCGAAACCAUCCUCCAUCUCCAGCCAGGAAAUCAACUUUUCUAUUGGCUUUUCAGAUCUCAAUGAGUCUUUAAAUGAACUAGAGGACAAUGAUCUGAACGCUCUGAUGGCCGACCUGGUGGCUGACCUGAAUGCCACAGAGGAGAAGUUUGCUGCUGAGAGAUCUUUGGUGAAUGAACCCUUGCCACCACCUCCUCUUUCUGUUCCAACAGCUUAUUUUACUCCUGCUGCCCCUGCUGCCGCACCACCCACACAUUCUAAGGUCGACAUGCCAUCUUACCCCAGUAACACCUCCAGUUUUCCUUCCACCAACUCAAACAGUGUAUUACCACCUCCAUCAUCCUCAAAACCAUCUAUGGAGGAAAUAGAGGCACAGAUGAAAGCAGACAAGAUUAAACUCGCCCUUGAAAAGCUAAAAGAAGCCAAAGUGAAGAAGCUAAUAGUGAAGGUGGAGAUUACAGACGGCAGCUGUAAGACUCUGAUGGUAGACGAGAGACAGACGGUGAGGGAUGUGAUAGACAACCUGUUUGAGAAAACACACUGUGAUGGCAGCGUGGACUGGUGCCUGUGUGAGACCAACCCAGAACUUCAGACAGAGCGUGGCUUUGAAGAUCAUGAAGCCCUGGUAGAACCCCUAUCGGCAUGGACACGGGACAGCGAAAACAAAGUGAUUUUUCAAAAAAGAAAAGAGAAGUAUGAAGUUUUUAAAAACCCACAGAACUUCUAUUUAUGGAAGAAGGAUAAGAAGUCACUCAAGGACAUGAAAGAUAAAGAAAAGGAGCUUCUCUUGGAGGAGAACUUCUGUGGACCAUCUGUGAUUGUGCCUGACCUGGAGGGAAUGCUGCAUCUGAAAGAGGAAGGCAAGAAAUCCUGGAAGCCACGCUUCUUUCUGCUACGUGCCUCUGGAAUGUAUUACUUACCCAAGGGAAAGACCAAGUCGUCUCGGGAUAUGGUGUGCCUGGUGCAGUUUGACAAUAUGAACGUGUACUACUGCAACGAGUACAAAACCAAAUACAAAGCGCCCACUGAUUACUGCUUCAUCCUCAAGCAUCCUCAGAUCCAGAAGGAGUCUCAGUACAUCAAGUACCUGUGCUGUGACGAUGAGUGGACAAUGAAUCUGUGGGUAACGGGGAUCCGUAUUGCCAAGUAUGGCAAGAUGUUAUAUGAAAACUACAAGAAUGCUGAGAGGAAAAAUUCAUCACUGUCUUCAGUUUGGAGUAACUUAAACCUCCAACCAAGUCCAUCCAGCUCAAACACAUCCACACCCUCUCCCACCCCAAAAGCCAAAGCUGCUAAUGGACAUGCUUCUCAGCCUAGAUCAGAACCAGCGCCCAAGGGCUCAUUUCUGACACCGGCACCUCCAGUGGAAAUCCUGCCUCCUCCCCCACCUGACCCUUCACUUUUUCUACCACCUCCUCCUCCUUCUCCUCCUCCUCCACUGGCACCUGCUCCAACCCUGCCUGUGAAGAAACAGUCUCCCAACACUGUGUCCAUAAAGAAGCGCCCUCAGCAACCUAACCCUCCUCCCCGAGCUUUGCCCAAUCUCCCUCCUCCAAUGGACCUGCCACUUCCUCCACCUCCGAGCGACGACAUGGAGCUACCUCCCGACUUCCUUCCCCCACCGCCUCCGAUGAUGGGUGCAGAUCUUCCUCCACCUCCUCCAGAUCACUUCCUUCCUCCUCCUCCUCCACCAGCAGCAAAUGGAAAUGCACCUCCACCUCCGCCCCCACCCCCACCUCCACCUCCCUCUGUUGCUGCAGCCAAUCCAGCUGGGCCCCCUCAACGGAAAGCUGGUCCGCCACCUCCAAAGAGAACUACACCUGCUCUAGAGACACCCUCUGGUGGAGACUUUAUGUCAGAACUGCAGAAAAAACUGCAGAGAAAACGAGACGGGCUGUAAAUUUCCUUUGGAUUUUUUAAAUAAUAAGUGCUGUAAAUAGUGGACUUGUCUGCCUUAAUAUGUUACUGACUACGCAACAUCAGUUAUACACGGAGCGAUGCUUUGUAAGUGGCAGGGGAUUGAAAUUAAAGCAUUGAAAUAAAUAUUGCUUAUUAAAAGCUC
Molecule: messenger RNA, 2228 nt
Organism: Trichomycterus rosablanca
Lineage: Eukaryota; Metazoa; Chordata; Actinopteri; Siluriformes; Trichomycteridae
Gene: apbb1ip
Product: amyloid beta (A4) precursor protein-binding, family B, member 1 interacting protein
Exons: 14
Coding region: 84-2066 (660 amino acids)
Biological process (GO): signal transduction
Cellular component (GO): cytosol; plasma membrane
Source: RefSeq, a predicted model, not a curated record